AUGGAAGACCUCACCAAAGAGCCGGACUCCAAGCACCGGAUGCUAAUGGUGUCCCACACACCACAAGUGCCGCCCAAAGCUGUGUUUGUGUCCAAGUCGUGUCCGGACUUCGUCACGGAGUACGGCGAUGACAUGUCCAGCGUCAGCUCGCUACAGCACAUGAAGUACUGCUCCUGUUCGCUACCGAGUCAACUCAAUGUGGCUGCAACACAGAGCGCUACACAGCGCAACAAGCGGGACAGCAAGUGCGGCGCGACCCCGCCCUGCUCGCCCGAGCCCGCGUCGCGCCGCACCGCGCCCGCCGCCGACGACCACCUCGUGUGGCUCUCCGUGCACACGCGCGACCCCGCGCACCCGCACUUCGCCGACAAGCACGACAAGAUAUCAAAGUUGACGAAGAUCGACUUCAACUGUUUGAAUCUGGUGGUGAGCAUAGACAGCUGGGUAGCGGUGCUGGACUUCUUCGGUAUCGCCGGGGAUGACGUACCCGACGGUGAUAACGGACACGAACCACUGCCGACCACGUCGAGCGCCCCCGGGCCGGUGCGCGGCAGCAGCCAGACGGAGCUGUGGGUGCGGUCGCUGAGCGUGGUGCUGGUGACGCGGCGCGGCGAGGCGUGCCGCGCGCUCGUGUCGCGCGUGCGCACGGUGGCGCGCGCCGACGCGCACACGCACACGCGCACCGUCACGGGCCGCCUGGGCGCGCUCGCGCUCACCGACCUCACGCCGCACGCGCCGCUGUGGCGCGAGCGCCUGCGCACGCACGCCGACCACGCGCUCACCUUCGACUACCGCCGACUCAGCAGUGCUGAAGCGGCCGUGGCGGGCCACGAAACGAGCUUAAACAUUGAGAUGGGUCCCGUCACUUACGUACACACCAAACGCUUCGUUCAAGAACUACAAGCUUUCGCCAGAGACUUCAGUUUGCUCAGGAGAGUUAUAUUACAGGCCAGACUCAAGGUGUCAGUGGUAGGCGGGGGCGGAGGCGACGAGGGCGACGUUCGCGCUUCACGAAUGAAGCUGCGCGUGCGCAGCGAAGCGCCCGUUAUAGUGUUGCCUGUAUCCGGGCGGGCCCGUGCUGCGCUGGCUGCUCAUCUCGACCAGCUGCACCUCGACAAUUGCUUCAAGUAUGCCGGUGACCCUGGCACCGUCAGCACUGUCGUCGACCCCAACUCUUGUGUAACGUGGGACAUGUGUGCAGGCAAGCGACCGCUGCUGGACGUGCGCACGGUGCGGCUGGACGGCGUGGCACUGUGGUGCGCGCGCGGCGGCCGCGGACUGCGCGUGCGCCGCGCUGGCCCCCCGCUGUUACAUGCGCCUGCGCAGUUAGAGUUGAACAUUGAGUACAAUAUGUCCGACUCGCAUAAUGUGGCAGACAUGACUCUCCAGGGGUCCCUCUCGACCCUGCAAUGCGCGUUGGACCCCGCGCAGUACCGGCUGGUGCGGGGCGUGCUGGCGCACAACCUGGGCGAGAGCGUGGACGACCUGCUGCCCAGGGAGGCGCACCCCUUCCCGCCGAUACAGGCGCAUGAACAGGUACCGGUACUAGACUCAUUUUACAAAAAGAUAUACAAAGUGUGGACCACAAGCUCGUUGAAACUGGACUUGCACGACGUGACAGUGAAGCUGGAGCCGGAGCACGGUGUCUCUUCCCUGGCGUGUAUCAACUUCAUCAAGUCUCGCCUACACAUCGAGACGUACUCCGACUUUGGCCAGGAUAUUGAUCUGGUGUCGCAGGAAAUCUUGGUGAGCGAUACUCGGUAUGCGAAGGAGCCGGCCAACCGGCGCGGUAACGUGUUCAGCCACAUCGUGCAGCCCAUGCCGGAGCAGCGUCACAGCGUACAGGCCGAAGUGCACGCCAGAAUGCGGCGAGACUCCUCAGCGUACACAAUACUGGUCAACAACAUGCGUUUGAUGGCGAUCCUGGACUGGUGGGAGGCUGCCAACCAGUUCAUUAUGCAACCGCCACCUCCACCUGCUGAUCCGGAUCAAGCACAUCUCGAGGAGGCGCUGUGCGCGGUCCGCAUCGCGGCGAGCCCGCAGCCGCCGCAGACGGCGCAGUCGGAGCCCAGCAUGGAGCUGAAGCUCAAUGUCACAGACUCACAGCUCGUGCUCGUCGAGGACCCCUCCGUCUGGGACACCAACGCUGUCAUACUCAGGAGCACAACAGUGAUUACCUACCGUAACGCCAACUCCCAUAAGCCGGUGUCGUGUGAGCUAAACGAGCUGGAGGUGUUCUCGUGCGUGCUCGGCCUCGAGGAGGAGACGGCGCUGUCCAUCGUGGACCCCGCCGCGCUGCACGUGUCCAUUGAUGCCGACAGAAUAUUGCACGUGGCGAUGAGUACGUUGAACCUUCGUUUGUCGUACCACGACAUGCGCAUGUUCGCUUCCAUGUUGCAAUCGUUGCCGGUGCAAGCGAGAGCGGCCUUGUCUGGUAAAUCGACGGUAUCGGAAGUGGAGGAAGACGCGCCCGCCAACAGCGUGCACAUGCACGCGCACAUGUCGGGGCUGGCGGAGGGCGCGGGGGGCGGGGCGGGUGCGUCCGCGGGGGGCUGGAUGUGCCGCCCGCGCUGGCUGCGCUCUGCGCCCGCGCCGCCCCCGCCCCUGCCGCCGCCCAGCGCCAGCAUCUGGCCGCUCCGCGCCGUGCAGGUGUCUGCGGACUGCAUCACUCUGUGCGUCAUCGACGACUGCUUAGAUUCAGAUGUCCCAUUGCUGGAAGUGUCUCUGAGCGAACUGCAAGUUGAACAAGACCUACGCUGCGUCGAGGAAUCUUUCGAGGACCCGAUGCUGGUGAGCACGCCCAGCUCGGCGGGGGCGGGGGCGGCGCGCUCGUCGGGCGCGGGCGGGGGGAGGCUCGGCGCCACGCUCACCAUCGACUACUACAACAGGACUCUGUCGGGCUGGGAGCCCGUCGUCGAGCCUUGGAGAUUUGAGACAUCGUGGGAGUAUACCUUGACCAGUGAACUGUCCCUCGGUCGCGUGCAAAUGGAAAUAUCUUCCACUGAAGUACUGAAUACUAACGUGACGUCAUCACUUAUCGAGCUCUGUCAGCUCGUGAGGGCCAACUGGACCGCAGACUAUUAUGCGCCACAGUCGUCAGGAACGCUGGAGCAGUCUCCGAAGGGAAGCCCGGCGGGUCACCGUCGCCGCUCGCCCUUCGUGCCCUACGCCCUGAGGAACCACACGGGACACAAGCUGUGGUUCACCACCCUCGUUACAACGUCCGAUGUUUUGAGCGAGCAGCAGAGCUGGUCGGGCCCGGACGACUCGUGGAUGAGCGUGCGCGCGGGCGACACGGAGCCGUUCUCGUUCGGCGCGCGGCGCGGGCGCAGGAGAGGCGCGCCCGCGCCCGCCUCCGCGCACGCCGCCACGCUCAACCAGCUCGCGCUGCGCCUGGACGGCUGGAGCCCGCCCGACCCCGUCUGUGUCGACCGCGUCGGGGUCUACUUCCGGAACCUCACCCACAUCAAAUCCGGUGGUGAAGCUCGCAUCGUGUUCGAAGUGUCACUGGAAGGGUCGGCGCGCAAGUUGGUGACGGUGCGCUCGGCUCUGCAACUCGUGAACAAACUGCCGCACCCUGUAGAAGUUAGGAUCGAUGAUGCCCCCUACAUCGCGAAGUGGCGCAGCACGAGCACGGGCGUGCGGUGCGCGCAAGUGGCGGCGGGCGCCACGUGGGCCGCGCCCAUCGCCGCGCACGCGUCCGCGCUGUGGACGCGCCCGCUGCUGCGAGCCGCCGCGCACCACUCGCCCACGCCGCUCGACUGGCGCCACUCGCACUCCAAGCUGCUGCUGCACCACGAGUGCACGGCGCCGCCCGACCACAUCUACAGGUUCUGCUGCGUAAUCAUCAGGGAGCGUUUCCCGCCCGACCGAGGUAUCGCCGGCCACACGCUGACCUUGGUGCCAGCUCUCAGGUUAGAGAACCUACUGCCGUUGGAACUGCAAUUCAAAGCCAGCCCUGCCACACCCGGCUCUGGGAUCGUCAGCGCUGCAGGAACUGUUCCACCCGGUGACACAAGACCAUUCCAUGAGGUAAAUGUAGAAGAGGGUGUAGAACUGAGCGUGAAAUUGGAAGGAUUCGGAUGGUCAACGGCUUUGAGCGUGUGUGGUUCCGGUGGCAGCAGUAGUACGGCGGUGGGAGGAUCCGGCAAUGGGUCCUUCAGUGCCAGGCUAAAACUCCGAGACUCCAGGUCGAGAAGACUGUACCUCAACGCCAGAGUGACUAUUAAAAAGACUGACGGUAUCAAGGUGUCGGUGUCUGCGGCGUACUGGCUGGUGAACCGCACGGGUCUGCCGCUGGUGUUCCGCGCGGAGGGCGGCGCGGCGGAGGCGGCGGGGCAGUUCGCCGAACACGAGCUGGCGCGCAUGGUGCAGCCGCUGCUCUUCUCUUUCGCCGAGGCCGACGGCGGGCCCACGCUGUCCGCCCGCCUCGGCAGCGUGGGCGUGAAGAAGUUGGAAGUACGCGGCGACGCGGAGUCGGGCACGGGUGAGCGCGUGUACGCAGUAGGCGUGCGCGUGCGGGCGGGCCGCGGCCGGUACCGACACACCAACAUCGCUACCUUCACGCCGCGAUACCAGCUGCACAACAACACCAGGCACCAUCUGCAGUUCGCGCAGAAGUGCUGCGCCACUACACUUAACGACCCGGGCGCGAUCGCGACGCACGUGUCGGCGGUGGCGGGCUGCUACCUGCCGUGGCACUGGGCGCGCUGGGAGCGCGAGCAGCUGCUGUGCGUGCGCGUGCUGGCGCCCUCGCCCAGCCUCGCGCCGCUCACGGCCUGGUCCGGCGGCUUCCGCGUCGACUCCACGCGCAGCCUGCACGUGGCCUGCAGGGAGUCGGGAGGCGGGUACCAGCUGAUCCGAGUAGAAGUGGUGUGUCAGGGAGCGACCAUGUUCGUGGUGCUGACGGACGCGGAGUGCGCGCCCCCGCCCCUCCGCAUCGACAACUACUCGCCCGUGUCUAUCAUGUUCCAUCAGGUGGGGUGCGGCGAGGAGUGCGUGGUGGGCGCGCACGCUCGCGCGCGCUGGGCUCCGGCCGAGCCCGAGGGCGCGCCGGCGCUGGCCCUGCGCGCGCCCGGCGGCCCGCGCACCACGCUGCCGCUCGACCAGCUGCCCGCCACGCACCACCUGCUCUACCAGAACUUCAUCUACGUCGCCUUCACCGCCACGCACGCGCACGCGCACACCGGCAGGGACAACAGCAUACAAUCUUCCACAACAUCACCAGACGACAGCGUGCUGGUACUCGAAGUACCGCUCGGCAGUCCGCGCGUCGUGCUCGGCAGAAAACGAUAUGGAGACAGAUCUCAAUUAUGGCGUCGCGGCCCUAAUGAUCAACUCAUACACGAAGGAAGCUCACCGCCCCAACCAACAGAUGCUUUACUUUCGGAUGACGCUCCACUUUCUCCACACGCCAUGGUGUUGGACAUCGAAGACGCAGCUCCUCGGCCUGGCCGUGCGUCAGCACUCGUGCUGAGGCGCGCCGACCCGCGGCGGGCCUCCACGCAGGCCUGGCGCCUGAUCCCGCCGGGCCGCAUGGCGUGUGCGCACAACAACCUGUGCGUGCAGCCCGACGGGCUCUCUCUCAUGGCACUCACACCGGGAACACGAGUGGUGCUCGGUCUGCCAGCGUCCGGGCGAUCAGGCUGGAGCCGGGGCUCACCCGUGCCAGCCGAGCAAGCGGUGUCGUGGCACACGCUGCGGCCAGGCUCCGGGCGGCUAGAGGUGACGCUCACCGCUGAUGGACCCACCAGACUUGUUAAAAUACACGACCUCAAAGAUCCUGAGUCCGGUUGGAUCGAGGGCGGCGAGGAGGAGGACAAGGGCGAGGAGGCCGCGUGGCGGCGCGAGUGGGGCGUGCGCGUGUCGCUGGCGGGGCUGUCCGUGUCGCUCGUGUCCAAGGCGCCGCCCGCCGAGCUGGUGCACGCGCUCUUCGACGGCGUGCUGCUGGAGCUCGCGCUCGGGCCCAGCCAGCUCGCGCUCGCGCUCUGCGUCACGCACAUGCAGUGGGACAACCAGUUGCUGGGCACCCCGAGCCCAGUGCUGCUGUACUGCCUGCCGGCGCGGGGCGGCGGGAGCGGGGGCGGUCCACUACCAGCGCUGCACGCCGCUCUGGAGCUGCAGCAGGCGCCCACCAAGCGCUACAACGCUUACUUCUUCCGGCACCUCGUCGUGGCGCUCCGCCCGCUUGCCAUCAGGCUCGAGGAGAGGUUAAUACUCCAGCUGUGGGCGUGGGCGUGGCGAGGCGAAGCGGAGCUCCGCGAGCAGCCCGACGAGGCGGAUUAUGAAACGCGGCGAAUGCUCGCAGAGCUAACCGCCCUGCACGCCACGAGAUACUACUUCGCACUCAUCAAGAUCAUACCCAGCCAGAUCCGUCUGUCAAUGUGCACGGCGAACAAAUUGGAAGGCUCCCUGAGCGGGCUCAAGCGGCGGUUAGGUCUGACGUUCAUCAAGUUCGAGGAUGCUGCCGUGGAGCUGGAACCGUUCGUGCGAGCGCACGUGUUCGACACAGCUUCCUAUCUCGGACGACAAAUGUUGCAGCACUUCAAAGAUGAGUUAAAAUGGCAAGCGGCAAAAAUCCUCGGUUCAGUAGACUUCCUGGGCAACCCGCUAGGGUUCGUGGCGGAUGUGUCGGAGGGCGUCACCGGGCUGCUACUCGAGGGAAACGUCAGGGCUCUGCUCAAGAAUGUCACUCACGGGAUAUCCAACUCUGCCGCUAAGGUUUCAGAGUCGCUGGGCGACGGGCUGGAGCGCGUGGUGGGCGACGAGGCGCACGAGGAGACGCGGCGCCGCAUCCGCUCGGCCGCGGGCGGCGCGCACCUCGCCGCCGGCUUCCGCGGCCUCGGCCUCGGCAUCCUCGGCGGUAUGACAUCAUUAGUGAAGCACAGCUACGAGGGCGCCACGCAGGAGGGUCUAGGAGGAUUCCUGGCAGGAGUGGGCAAGGGCCUCGUGGGCACUGUCACGAAACCCGUUAUAGGCGUGCUGGAUUUGGCUGCCGAGACAGCUUCUGCUCUCAGGGACACUAGCAGAAGGUCGGACAAGUGGGUGCCGGCGCGCGUGCGGGGCCCGCGCUGCGCGUCGGGCUGCGGCGGGCUGCUGCCGCGCUACUGCGGCGCGCAGGCGGCGGGCGCGGCGCUGCUGUACGCGCUCAACCACACCGACUACUCCGAGCGCUUCCUGGCCUACCGCGCCGUGCGCGACACGCCGCACGACAUCCGCGCGCUGCUCAGCGACACCUACCUGCGCAUCAUCACCUGCAAGCACGCCGCGCCCUGCGUCGUCAUGGAGACGCACCUCAGUAACCUGGUGUCGUGCACGGUGGUGUCCUCCGGCGGCGCGUACUUCGUGGAGCUGGGCGUGCGCGGCGGCGCGGCGGGCGCGGGGGGCGCGGAGGGCGCGGUGCGGCGGCCGCGCGUGCAGUGCGACAGCGAGGAGCUGGCCGCGUGGGUGGCGCGCCACGCCGCGCUGGCGCGCCAGCUGCACCACGAGCACGUGCACACGCUGCUGCCGCACGCCGACCUGUGA
This is a messenger RNA of Arctia plantaginis, 7524 nucleotides long. The record is from the annotation of a GenBank genome assembly. Lineage: Eukaryota; Metazoa; Arthropoda; Insecta; Lepidoptera; Erebidae.